This is a messenger RNA of Ilex paraguariensis (yerba mate), 970 nucleotides long. NCBI's taxonomy places the organism in Eukaryota, Viridiplantae, Streptophyta, Magnoliopsida, Aquifoliales, Aquifoliaceae. The record is from the annotation of a GenBank genome assembly.
UCUCUCCCUGUGUGAAUUAGGACGGAGGAGGAAGAAGGGGAAGCGUUCUCUUUUGAGGGGAAUGUUGUCUGGCUCGAAGCCACUAAGUAGAUCUAUAAAUUGAUAUGAAAUAUGAUAAACUCAUUUAGAGUUGAUUGAUCGUUGUUAUUGAGUAAUAAUGGAUCAUACCUUAGUGUCGUCGGACCAGGCUUCAUUCCCCCCAAUCCUUGCUUCCAUUCAACCCAAGUCACGGUUUUCCGGUGGAUCUCAAUUGAAGCUAAGUUCAUAUAGUUGGGCAGAACAGAUUGGUGUAAUGAUGAGGGAUUCCCAGAUGGGUGUAAUGAUGAUGAAUCUGGACUUCUUUUCAUGCCACUGGAGAAGGAAAAGGUUUCAUCAUUACUCUUGUGCUUUUAGACUAAAAUACCAGAUCGUAAGGGUUGUGUUUAUAUUUGUGUGGUGUUCUCUCUUCUUGUCAGUCUUUUUAACUCCUUCUGAGUUGUAUCAGGGUGAUGAUUUUUUCAUGAUUGCUUCAACAAUCUGCUCUGUCCGUUUCUGCGCUUACCUACUGAUCCUCAUACCUUUUUCCCGUGAUUGACUUUUCAAGAAUUAUCAUUACCCUGAUGAUUUUCAUCACCCUCUUUCUGUUGUUAGGGUUUCACAUUGCACUUCCUUGAAGCUCUCUACUGAAAGUUUAAAAUACAACAGAUUACAGUUAACUUAUAUAUGUAUAGAUUUCUUAAUUUCUCAAAGUUUUCAGUCUGGAACUUCGCUAAGAACUCUGAUCAACGAAUUCUUUUCUUUAAUAAAACCAUAAUUUGACGUUCAUGUUUGCGGGGGAAUUGGACUUGAUUGAUACUACAAAGACUGAGAGGAAGACCAAUGUUUCUUUCUAAUAUAUAUAUAUAUAUAUAUGCAACCUUAGGAACCGCUUGCUUCCACUGGUGGUUGGCAGAUUCAUCCAGUUGUGUGGUUUCUUCCCUCUGCUUACUGC